Messenger RNA from Penicillium alfredii, 1980 nucleotides. RefSeq names its product bifunctional aminopeptidase/epoxide hydrolase. The annotation marks the transcript as partial. NCBI's taxonomy places the organism in Eukaryota, Fungi, Ascomycota, Eurotiomycetes, Eurotiales, Aspergillaceae. The record is from RefSeq and is a predicted model, not a curated record. The transcript is spliced from 10 exons. Gene Ontology annotation, cellular component: cytosol. Gene Ontology annotation, biological process: proteolysis. Gene Ontology annotation, molecular function: aminopeptidase activity; epoxide hydrolase activity; metallopeptidase activity.
AUACGGCCCAACAUCAACCCCCAUGGAUCCCCCUCAAUGAAUCAUUUCUCUCGCUUCCCCCUUGGACGCGUCUUCUGUCUUUUUUCAGGACCUGUCCACAUUGUUCCCUCUAGUCGAUUCAUGCGCAACAUGGCCACCGCUACGAUCAACCCGCCGCGUGAUCCCAACACGCUGAGCAACUACAACAAUUGGCGCUCCACCCACAUCACCGCCAAUUUUGACAUUCUGUUUGACCAGAAGAAGCUGGUGGGCAAUGUAGUCCAUCAGUUCAAGUCCAUUACCGAUGGCGAGUCCCGGGAAAUCAUCUUGGACACCAGCCAUCUCGACAUUGGUGUGAUCAAGGUGGAUGGCCAGCCAUCCAAGUGGGAGCUUUUGGCCCCUCUGGAGCCCUUUGGCACUCCGUUGAAGAUUACCCUUGGCCAAGGCGUGAAGCUGAACGGGACGGUCGAGGUGGAUAUUGCCGUCAAGACGACCAAGAAAUGCACGGCACUCCAGUGGUUGACGCCUGCGCAAACAUCAAAUAAGAAACACCCAUACAUGUUCUCCCAGUGCCAGGCGAUCCACGCGCGGUCGAUUUUCCCAUGUCAGGAUACACCGGAUGUCAAGAGCACCUUUGACUUCAAUAUUAACUCUUCGCUCCCGGUCAUGACCAGUGGAUUGCCUAUCCGGCAAUCCUCGCUGACCUCCCAUUCAGGGAGCCAACUGUAUCGUUUCCAUCAGUCGGUCCCGAUCCCCAGCUAUCUAUUUGCCAUCGCAAGCGGAGACGUUUCGGAGGCCCCCAUUGGACCCCGGAGUGUGGUUGCCACUAGCCCUGACAGGUUGGAUGAGUGCAGAUGGGAAUUGGAAGCGGACACGGAGAACUUCAUCAACACUAUUGAGAAAAUCGUUUAUCCCUACGUCUGGGGAGAGUACAACGUCUUGAUUCUGCCGCCAAGUUUCCCGUAUGGUGGGAUGGAAAACCCGAUCUUCACCUUCGCGACUCCCAGUAUCAUCUCCAAAGACCGCGAAAAUGUCGAUGUCAUCGCACACGAAUUGGCCCAUAGCUGGAGUGGCAACUUGGUCACUAAUGCCUCGUGGGAACAUUUCUGGCUGAACGAGGGCUGGACUGUUUAUCUUGAAAGACGGAUCUUGGCUGCCAUUCAUGGAGAGCCGUACCGUCACUUCUCAGCCAUCAUCGGGUGGAAGUCUCUGACAGAUUCCGUCACACAUUUUGGCCCCGAUCAUGAAUUCACCAAGCUAGUGACCGACUUGAAAGGCAAGGACCCUGAUGACGCAUUCUCGAGCGUUCCUUACGAGAAGGGCUUCAAUUUCCUGUUUCACCUCGAGAAUCUUGUGGGCAAGCAGAAGUUCGACAAGUUUAUGCCUCACUACUUCACCACUUUUAAGGGCAAAUCCCUUGACUCGUAUGAGUUCAAAGCUACGAUUUUGGACUUCUUCAAGUCGGAUGCGGAGGCAUCUCAACUUUUGAAUGAACUGGACUGGGACGCAUGGUUCUACUCUCCUGGUCUGCCACCCAAGCCGCGCUUUGACACGUCGCUGGUGGAUGUGGUCUAUGAACUUGCGCGGAAAUGGCAGUCUCUCCCGGACCCAUCUUUCAAACCACAGGCGAGCGAUAUCGACGGCUUAACUGCGAACCAGCUAGUUGUUUUCUUGGAGCAGAUUCUCCUCCUGGAGCGGCCGCUCAGCCCUGAACUGUCAAAGCUCAUGGGCGAUGUCUAUGGACUCUCCAAGAGCGAGAAUAUCGAGGUGUCGAACCUCUAUUUCCAAGUUGGCAUGAAGGCUGGUGAUGAAACUGUGAUUGAGCCCACAACGGAGUUGCUGGGCCGAAUUGGAAGGAUGAAGUUUGUGCGGCCUCUUUACCGUAAUCUUCAGAAGAUCAAUCGGCCCAUCGCUCUCGAGACUUUCGAAAAGUACAAGGACUUCUACCAUCCGAUCUGUCGAGGCAUGGUGGAGAAGGACCUCUUUGCCAAAAAGGACUAA